ACUCGGCUUCCGUCCAUUCUUCCGGUGGAGAUGGCUGCGGCCGUGGCUGGGUUGCUGCGUGGGGGUUUCCUGCCCCAGGCGGGUAAGGAGUGGCCCAGGUCCUCACGGCGUGUCUUGCCGCCGCUCUCUAGUCCUCAUCUGCCCUCCUCUACUACUGAUUCUUCUCAUAAUCUCUGACCCCAGCUAGAUCGCUGGCCCCGUGCAGCUCCUUGUGAUUCCAGACUCUGGCCGGCUGCCUACCCUCCAGACUGUCCGCUAUGGCUCCAAGGCUGUUACCCGCCACCGUCGUGUGAUGCACUUUCAGCGGCAGAAGCUGAUGGCUGUGACUGAAUAUAUCCCCCCAAAACCAGCCAUCCACCCAGCAUGCCUGCCAUCUCCUCCCAGGCCCCCACAGGAGGAGACAGGCCUCAUCAGGCUUCUCCGCCGGGAGAUAGCAGCAGUUUUCCAGGACAACCGAAUGAUAGCCGUCUGCCAGAACGUGGCUCUGAGCGCAGAGGACAAGCUUCUUAUGCGACACCAGCUGCGGAAACACAAGAUCCUGAUGAAGGUCUUCCCCAACCAGGUCCUGAAGCCCUUCCUGGAGGAUUCCAAGUACCAAAAUCUGCUGCCCCUUUUUGUUGGGCAUAACAUACUGCUGGUCAGUGAAGAGCCCAAGGUCAAGGAGAUGGUACGGAUCUUAAGGACUGUGCCGUUCCUGCCGCUGCUAGGUGGCUGCAUUGAUGACACCAUCCUCAGCAGGCAGGGCUUUAUCAACUACUCCAAGCUCCCCAGCCUGUCCCUGGUGCAGGGGGAGCUUGUUGGAGGCCUCACCCACCUCACGACCCAGACCCACUCCCUGCUUCAGCACCAGCCCCUGCAGCUGACCACCCUGUUGGACCAGUACAUCAGAGAGCAACGCGAGAAGGAUUCUGUUGUGUCGGCCAGUGGGAAGCCAGAUCCUCCUGACCCUGUUCCGGACUCGUAGCCAGCCUAUUUAGCCAGCCCUGCGCAUAAAUACACUCUGCUCUAUUGGCUGUGCUCUCCUCCGCGGGAGAUGUGGAAGAACUUGGGGUGGGGGAGUGCGUUUGUCACUUGGUUUUCACUAACAAUGAUAUUGUCAGGUAUAGGGCCACUUGGAGAUGCAGAGGAUUCCAUUUCAAAUGUCAGCCACUGGCUUCAUCCUUAGUUUUCCCAACUUGGGACCUGAUAGGAGCAAAGUCUCUCUCCGUUCUCCAGGUCCAAGGCAGAGAUCCUGAAAAGAUAAGGCUAUUAUCCCCUGCCUCCUUGGUCACUGCCUCUUGCUGUACAGGCUCCUGAGCCCACCCCCUUGGGGCACAACCGGCCACGGCCACAGUAGCUCAACCAAGCAGUUGUGCUGAGGUGAGAGCCUGCUGUGUGCCAGGCUUUGUGCUGAGUGCCGUACAUGUAUUAGUUCCUUUACUCCUGACCACAUUGUACCCAUUUCACAGAGAAGGAGCAGAGAAAUUAAGUGGCUUGCUCAAGGUCAUGCAGUUAGUAAGUGGCAGAACAGGGACUUGAACCAAGCCCUCUGCUCUGAAGACCGCAUCCCGAAUUUCUACCCUAGAGCUUCCUCAUCAGGUUACCCAGAAGUGGGUCCCGUCCACCAUCCAGGUGAGCUUGGAUGUUAGUUCUCCACCCUCGAGGUGUACGCUGUGGAAAGUUUGGGAGCACUGCUUUAUAAUAAAAUGAAAUGCAUUCUACUUCCUUUA
Molecule: messenger RNA, 1709 nt
Organism: Mandrillus leucophaeus (drill)
Lineage: Eukaryota; Metazoa; Chordata; Mammalia; Primates; Cercopithecidae
Gene: MRPL10
Product: mitochondrial ribosomal protein L10
Exons: 5
Coding region: 293-964 (223 amino acids)
Biological process (GO): translation
Cellular component (GO): mitochondrial large ribosomal subunit
Molecular function (GO): structural constituent of ribosome
Source: RefSeq, a predicted model, not a curated record